Drosophila subpulchrella is the source of this 442-nucleotide messenger RNA. RefSeq names its product dolichol-phosphate mannose synthase subunit 2 (gene Dpm2). Gene Ontology annotation, molecular function: enzyme regulator activity. Gene Ontology annotation, biological process: GPI anchor biosynthetic process. The transcript has 2 exons. Bases 163 to 408 code for a protein of 81 amino acids. The record is from RefSeq and is a predicted model, not a curated record. Gene Ontology annotation, cellular component: endoplasmic reticulum membrane; dolichol-phosphate-mannose synthase complex. NCBI's taxonomy places the organism in Eukaryota, Metazoa, Arthropoda, Insecta, Diptera, Drosophilidae.
GCACUUGUUUGUUUUGUUUACAAUUACUCGGACCAGAGCUAGGAUUACUUGGAGAUUCGCCCUGAAAAACGUGGUCUACUGGACAGUGGAGCAGUGCACCGCCCCGGGGAGAACGCCCCAUGAGCAGUCUUCCGCAGAAAUCAGAGCCGAGAAUAGCUAUUUAUGGCUUCGAAUGCGCAACUCGGAAAACUAAUUUUGAUAGCCGCAAUCGCCGUGUUCUUCUACUACUUCUUCUGGGUGGCCGUCCUCCCGUUUAUGCUCAUCGAUGAAGGUAAUCCCAUUCGACUGUUCUUUCCACCGCUGAAGUACGCUUUCAUAGUGCCCACUGUGUUCGGGGUAAUCUUCCUCGGCGGCAUCGCCGCGUUCUCCUUCUACCACAUCUGGAGCCUGAGGGUGAAGCGCGAUUAAGGGGGUUAUCCAGGGGUUAUCAGCCCCGAACGUA